Molecule: messenger RNA, 723 nt
Organism: Lathyrus oleraceus (garden pea)
Lineage: Eukaryota; Viridiplantae; Streptophyta; Magnoliopsida; Fabales; Fabaceae
Product: secreted RxLR effector protein 161-like
Exons: 1
Coding region: 1-723 (240 amino acids)
Source: RefSeq, a predicted model, not a curated record
AUGCAAAUUAAUAGUGAUGCAGAGGGUGACCCAGUAGAUGAAACUUACUACAAGCAGAUUGUAGGAAGUCUCAUGUACCUUACAUCCACCAGGCAUGGUUUGAUGUAUGCAACUAGUUUGUUGAGCAGAUAUAUGGCAAAGCCUACAGAACUUCAUUUACAAGUUGCCAAAAGAGUUCUAAGAUAUUUGAAAGGAACUAUGAAUCUGGGAAUAUUUUACAAAAUGAGCAGUCAAGGUAAGGAGUUGAAGGCCUAUAAGGACAGUGAUUAUGCUGGUGAUGCAGAAGACAGAAAGAGUACAAGUGGGUACACUUUUCUACUCACUUUAGGAGCUGUUGCGUGGAGCUCAAAGAAACAACCUAUAAUCACACUUUCUACUAUAGAAGCAGAAUUUGUAGCAACAACUGUUUGUGCUUGUCAAGCUAUUUGGAUGAAGAGGAUACUUAUGGUUCUCGGUCAUGAAGAAAGGGAUUGCAUAAGCAUAAAUUGUGAUAAUAGUUCCACCAUCAAGCUGUCCAAAAACCCAGUUAUGCAUGGACGCAGCAAACACAUUGAUGUUCGGUUUCACUUCUUAAGAAACUUGUCCGAAGAAGGAGUUAUCUCUUUAGUCCAUUGUGCAAGUGUUGAUCAAGUUGCAGAUAUCAUGACUAAGUCGUUGAAAGCAGAUGCAUUUCAAAAGCUUAGAACUUCACUAGGAAUGUGUGACAUUGCACUAGUAAGCUAA